AUGAUGCACGGCGUGGGCCCGUCGGACGACGCCGCGGCGGCGGCGGCGCUGGAGCUGCAGGAGUCCGGGUGGGAGGAGCUGCGGCGGGAGGCGCGGAAGCUGGAGGGGGACCUGGACGUGAAGCUCUCCUCGUACGCGCGCCUCGCCGCGCGCUCCUCCUCCGCCUCCGCCUCGGCCUCGGCCUCGGCGGCCUCCCCCACCGCCGACCGCUCCUCCUGGAAGUCCACGGAGCUCGAGAUCCAGGCGCUGCUCGACAAGCUGCAGGACGUCAACGACGCCAUGAGCCGCUGCGCCGCGCCCGCCGCCCCCGCCACCGCUUCCGUCUCCCAGAAGCUCGCGCGCCACCGCGACAUCCUGCACGAGUUCACGCAGGAGUUCAGGAGGACGCGGGGGAACCUGAGCUCCAUGAGGGAGCACGCCGACCUGCUCAGCUCCGUGCGCGGCGACAUCACCGAGUCCAAGGCUACCGGCGGCAUGUCGCCGAGGGUACAUUUGCUCCGGGAGAGGGCUUCCAUUCACGGCAGCGUCAACCAGAUAGACGAGGUAAUUGGGCAAGCUCAAAGCACAAGAGCAGCCCUAUCCAAUCAGAGGGCCUUGUUUGGAGAUGUUCAGGGGAAAGUCAAGCAGUUGGGUGAAAAAUUCCCUGUGGUCCGAGGCCUCCUUGGCGCCAUCAAGAGGAAGAAAUCAAAGGACACGAUCAUCCUUUCAGCAGUAAUCGCGGCCUGCACCAUCUUUUUGAUCAUCUACUGGCUCUCAAAAUGA
Triticum turgidum subsp. durum (durum wheat) is the source of this 762-nucleotide messenger RNA. Lineage: Eukaryota; Viridiplantae; Streptophyta; Magnoliopsida; Poales; Poaceae. The record is from the annotation of a GenBank genome assembly.